This is a messenger RNA of Drosophila obscura, 1039 nucleotides long. RefSeq lists its product as uncharacterized. The transcript has a single exon. The coding region runs from base 82 to 963 and encodes 293 amino acids. Lineage: Eukaryota; Metazoa; Arthropoda; Insecta; Diptera; Drosophilidae. The record is from RefSeq and is a predicted model, not a curated record.
UUUUCUCAUUUAGAUUUAGACAAGAACUGACAACAAUAUUCGAACCCUCCAACUUUUUUGGAAUCUACAAAAUUAUAGAUAAUGUGCGCCUGCUGCCGCGGCUGCUAUCGUGGCUGCUGCUUUCCUGCACGAUGCAGGGAGCUGGUGGUGAGCACAGAGCCACGCAUCUGCAACCCCAGGAAGAAGGCAAAAUGUGACUGUCAUCGGAAUCGCUGCCUCCUGGUGGCGCUGGCGUACCUCUUUCGCUGCACCAAUCUCUCCAUGCUGUCCACGCUCUGGCGUAUGGCGGACAACAGGAGCCAGCCGCUGAGGGGAUUCACGCGAGACCCCGCGUGGAGGGUGAUGCAGAGUGUGAAGGCGCCGUACACCGAUUUGAACGACUUGGAGAUCUACGACAGCUUGUACGAUCGCUGCGGAAUAGCCAUCGAUCCGUUGGAUCCAAACAACACCUACAAGAUGCUGCGAUUGAUGUUCCUCAACGCAGACUUAGAGUCCGAUCAGCGGAAGCACCUCAUCCUCAUGCUGGAGAUGCUCAAUGAACUUGCCUUCCGGCGCGUCAAUCUGGACCUGCUUCUGCAAACGCUCGCAUCCAUCAACAUCGGAGAGUUCGUUUCCAGCCUCGUACAUCAGGACAACCUAAACAGCUACAAUACAAAGCUAUCUGAGGACCUGUCGCAGCUCUAUGAGCGCGUGGUCACCACCGAUAAGAACGCCAUCAUUGAAAACCGCAGUCGGCGUGCCAGAGAGGAUGUCGACAUGGAUGUGGACCCUGUAAAAACGCAGUCCGACCAGUCUCGCAACACCCUAAUGUACUGCAUCCCUACGUCCCUGGAUAUCGGCUCUGAACAAUCGCGUUCAAGUCCCAGUGGCUGCCUGCGGUACGCCCUAAAAGCAAAGGAAAAGCGGCAAAAAAAUAACAGCAGUGAAAUAAUGCAAAGUGGCCGCAAGGGCACAAAUCCAUAAUUUUGUACAUCGAUUCACACUUGUAUCUAAAAUUCUGAAAAUUCGAAUAAAGUGAAUGAAUCUUAGCUAAUGAUAA